AUGAUUAUUAGAAACUAUUUAGUCAAAGCACAACAUAGUGACUUCCAAAAUGCUGAAUUUCUAUCUUUAAGACCAAAUUCAUUUGCUGAAGCUGUGUCACAACAAAACAUACUACCAGAAGCCCAGCAACUCAUGGCUUCAUUGGAUUCAAGCCAGUAUUAUGCAUACAGUUCAAUGUCUCUUUCACCCCCCAUUAAAAGACAAAGGAGAAAGAUACCAGACAAUGAAAGGAAACUCAGUCUUAAAGUUCCAUCUCUAAAAGCAAAGAAAACGGCUUGUUCACAGGUACUUCCAAUCAUAGUAUGUCAUACUUUGGAAAAUAAGAUUGAGUUAAGACGUAAGAAGAAGAAAAUAGUACAUCAAAGGAAAAUAAUGUCAGAUAUAGCAUUGUAUCUUAUUUCUAAGCUAAUCUCUAAGCUCAUCACUCCCCAUGUUAAAAAGUAUUUCUUAAAAAAUCUAGUGAUGGUCAUUCCAGAAUUAAUAAAUUAUGAACAUUUUCUGCGGGAGCACCAUACAUCACCAGAUACAAAAAAAAUCAAUUAUGCAAGUUCUACUAAUAGAGUAAGCUUAAGUAUUGCUAAAAACAUAGAACACUCACUCCUGGUCAACACUAAUGAACUGGCAACGCCUUCUUCAUUAUUUGAAACAAAUGGAGAGAGGAUUAGUGAGGGCUCAGUUCGGUACACACUCAACCUGAACAUUCCAAAGCAUGAGGAACUUUCAGAAAUAUUAUCAGAAUCUCUACAGCAAGAUGUUUCAUCUCCCAAAGUAGAAUCACACAGAAGAAUGAAAGUCCAGAAAGACAUACAAACUACAGAGAAUGUAGAUGAGCUAACAGUCAGUACACCAAACACACAAAGGUACUUUCCAAAAGAAAGAAUACAGAAUGCCAAAAAUUCAAGGGAAAUCAUUCUGAGCUGUUCAGGUAUCAAUUUACUUAUUUCCCUAGGAUCCCAAAAGCAUGAGAAAAAUGAAUUGAAAGAUGUAAAUGUUCAAGGGAUUCCAGGAAGCAUAAAUCUGAAAGAAGAGAAACCAUUAAUGAAUAAUAUUACAGAAUAUGGUGGACAAACUGACAGUGAAAAGCCGGGAUAUAACACUACAAGCAAUAAAAAAAAUAGACACCAAUAUGAAAGGACAUCAGAUACCUCUCAUAAUGCUAUGCAGGCUACCAUUUCUGAACCCUUUGGUAUGGAAAUAUGUAGCAAAUUAAAAGCCAAGUCAGGCACACCAAUAAUAAAUUAUAAUCACUCUGCACUACAAGAGAAGCUACUAGAUGAAAAGAAAAUCCAGGAAGUAAAGCAUAUUCACAAGAGCUCCAUAUUUAGAAAGCCACAAGAGUAUGACAGGGAUAAAGAAGAAAAAAGUAGAGAAACAGUUCCACACCUAGCAGAAGACUUGAGAGUCACUAAGUGUCUUAACCAAAAGGUUGAAAGUGUCAAAUCUGAAAUGGGACAGAUACAUUCAGAAAAUAGAACAAUUCAAAGAAAGAAAGAAGUACAGUCACAGACUAUUUUUACACAGACGGUAUGGAAGACUAGCUCCUGUCCUUCAAGAGAUCCACUACAAGUUGAGAAAGUGUGGCAAAGGAUAGACAAACCUACAGACAGAGAAGAGGCUGCAGGUCCUACAAACCUACCUUCAAUGCCAGACAACAUGCCCACUAGUGAAUAUUUAAUUGAAACAAUAGAAUGGGGCAUCCCAUUUAGUGGAAAGUCCACAAAGAGAUUGGAUGGUCACAUUACAGAAGACAAGGAAGACUGGGAAAAAGACUUAUGUGCAGUUGCCACAGAACCUUUCAAAACGACAGAAAAAUCAUCAAGAACAAAAAAUGUACCCCGUGUGAAACAUGAAAUUAUGAAAGAGAAGAAACCUGCAUUUUCCCAGAGACUUUGUAGUAGGGCACAUGACACUCUGAUCCAUAGGGGAAAAGUGGGAAGCAGCUUAGAAAGCAGUAGUAAACAAGUGCUGUAUAAUACAACAGUGGCACCCAGGCCUCUGAAUGUUCACCCUCAGAGGCCUAUCAUUCCCAACAAUAAAAUAAACAUCAGAAUAACACACCCAAAACACCAAGUUGAAAAGAAAGAAAAUAAUUUAGAUUCCCUUAUUAAAGAAAAUGAAGCUGAAGAUACUCUAGAAGUUCAGUCAUGCCAUGGUGUGAAAGUGGUGGAACAGGCGCUGCUGGAGAGAGGGGCUCACAAUAACAGGAGCUUCAGAUGCGAUGAUGCACAGCCAGGGAAGGAGAUUAAAAUGGAGGAAGGAAUAUUUCAAGCAGAAUCUUUCACAGAGCAGCCAGUUGACUCAAUGAAAAUGGAUUCACUGUAUGUUGCAAAUAUAAAGACCAGCACAUCUACACAAGCAGAGCUCCUAAGUUCUGCAGAAUUAGAGUUGGGUCCUCCAACAUCAGGAAAAUUGCUGCUGGGAGACUCUCUGAGCCAAGCCAGAGAAAGCAAUGUUCCAAAUAAUGGAAAUGAUGCAAAGGAAAUUAGUUGUGCUUUUACCCACAAAGCUUUGUUGUGGAUUUUAAGUUACUGCAUGCCUCUUUUGACUUAUUCUAAAAGGAAAAAAGACCAAACAAAAUUCACAAACGUAAGUAUAGUGAGGCCGAAGGGUAAGCAUAAGGCGAAGUCACCAGCUUCAAAAAUGUUCAGUAUCAGAGGCAAUGAAAAGAAGUCAAGAUUAGACCUCAAGGCCAAAAUUAAAAAGAUAAGCCAAGCUAAAACAUUUUUAUCUGAAUGUCAAAACAGUAUUUGCGCAACCAUGCAAAGCAGAUUACAUGGGCUGUUGCAUCAUGCUCAACUAACGCAAGGAGAACUAGCAAGCAAAACAUGUGUUGCUUGCAUUGCUGAAAGUAGUGCAUUCUACAAUAGAGAGGAAAAAGCUCAAAAAGAGAAACAAACCCCUUUUUUACAGGUACUUCAGCAUGGCCAACACCUGUGGGCUGAUGUAGAUCAAAGGAAGGAAACUCUCCCAGACCUAUCACCCUCCUCUACAAGUCAACAACAACCUGUUAACAGUCAAAGUGAAAAAGUCCAAAAGGAUUCCCUACAAAAUGCUUUAAAGGCUAACCUACAAAUGGAUUCCCCAGAAGCUGAAGGAUUACAGAAAACUACCAAAUCAGAAAAUGGUGUGAACUUCCCUGCGGUUCCUAAAAUUUUAUUUCCCAAAGUAGGGACCUCUUUGCCUGGUGAAUUUGCAAACAAGGAUUUAGAAUGUAACAAAAUCUCUGAAAGUGAACUAGAUUUGUAUCCUGUAGUAAACAAUUCGGAGACAUCAACAAAUAUGCAGGUGACAUUCCUGCAGUCUUCCGACUCUGUUACAAGAUGCUUUGUUUCUAGACAUAAAGGAGAGAGAAGAACACCAAGAUUAAACAAGCAGACACCAGUGAGUCAGAGACGAAGACAUAGAACUAUGAAGGAAGUAAAACCACCUAAGACAGCUAACUUCAGAUACGGCACAAAACUAAAAUGUAACAAAGAAAUCAAAGAUCCACAGCAAAGGGCUAACAUAGCAGCUGCCUGUUUGGACAUUGUUCCUUCCAAGGUACAUAUUCUGCCCAACAAAAAAUUUAGAAGCUCAAAACCAUGGACAGAAAAGCAGAGGAUAAGAAGAAUUGGUCAUUUACAACUAAUUCGACAGAAGUCACCAAAUGGAAGAGAUGCACACCACUCCGGUUUUAGUGAUGCAAGCAGUUUCUCUAGCAUGAAGAACUAUGAAGAGGAGGGGAAAGAGAAACCAGAAGACUUCUUGAUCUCAAAAAGUAGCCCUUGCCUUAUAUUUGGUAUGAAUCAAGAGAAAGACCACAAUCUUGUUAGAUCAAGCAAACAACGGAACCAACUAGGGAGAACGACAUCUCAGGUACAACCACAAACACUCACAGAAGCUAUUCUGUGUUCUGCAACAUGUCCCAUCCCAGAUGAAUUUCAAUUAGAAAAGCUAGCAGCCUAUUUCAGCAUUUCCCCUUUAAAGUUUGGGGAAGCCAAGGACAGUGCAUUAUCUGAAAGAGAAUGU
Messenger RNA from Mastomys coucha (southern multimammate mouse), 4008 nucleotides. It is a transcript of the gene Lrtm3, whose product is annotated as coiled-coil domain containing 168. NCBI's taxonomy places the organism in Eukaryota, Metazoa, Chordata, Mammalia, Rodentia, Muridae. The transcript is spliced from 2 exons. The annotation marks the transcript as partial. The record is from RefSeq and is a predicted model, not a curated record.